Messenger RNA from Mytilus trossulus (common blue mussel), 2444 nucleotides. RefSeq names its product cystathionine gamma-lyase-like. The coding region runs from base 90 to 1271 and encodes 393 amino acids. Gene Ontology annotation, biological process: transsulfuration. Lineage: Eukaryota; Metazoa; Mollusca; Bivalvia; Mytilida; Mytilidae. Gene Ontology annotation, cellular component: cytoplasm. Gene Ontology annotation, molecular function: pyridoxal phosphate binding; carbon-sulfur lyase activity. The record is from RefSeq and is a predicted model, not a curated record. The transcript has 12 exons.
UCAGACAUUCUAAAGGUUAAGGUCAUUUGAACCGCAGAACGUGGUGGUUGACAAUCAAAUCUGUUAGCUUUAUUUCUUGUUAUACUACAAUGGAGAGUUACAAACCAUUCCCCCAUAUUGGUACUGAUGCUACUCAUGCUGGACAGGAUCCUGACAAGUGGAAGUGUAGAGCUGUCGUUCCUCUGAUUUCCAUGUCGACAACCUUCAAGCAGUCAGCACCUGGUGAACAUUCAGGAUUUGAAUAUUCUCGAAGUGGUAAUCCUACCAGAAACUGUCUUGAAGAGUGUAUAGCUAAGUUAGAAGGGGCUAAGCAUGCUAUGGUGUUUGCGUCAGGAUUAGCCUGUACAUCAGCUAUUACACAUAUGCUACAGGUUGGAGACCAUAUAGUCAGCAUGAAUGAUGUCUAUGGAGGAACCAACCGUUAUUUUAAGCAGUGUGCCUCCAGGAUGGGUAUAGAAACAUCAUUUGUAGAUUGUACUGAUGCAAUGAAAGUCCAGAAAGCAAUCAAAGCCAACACAAAAAUGGUAUGGGUUGAAACACCCACCAAUCCCACAAUGCAGUUGGUUGAUAUAGAGGCUGUUGUAAAUGUAGUACGAGCUACCAAACAGGAUAUCUUUGUAGUGGUGGAUAAUACCUUUAUGUCAUCCUGUAUGCAGAGACCAUUAGAUUUUGGAGCUGAUAUAGUGAUGCAUUCUUUAACCAAAUACAUGAAUGGUCAUUCCGAUGCUGUAAUGGGAGCCUGUGCAACAAACAGUGAUGAAAAGUGUGAGAGACUAAGAUUUUUGCAGAAUGCUUUUGGACCAGUCCCUUCGCCAUUUGAUUGUUUCUUGGUUAACAGAGGAUUGAAAACUUUACAUGUUAGAAUGAAGGAGCACAUGAAGAAUGGUAUAGCUGUAGCAAAAUACCUAGAAAAACACCCUAAUGUUGAAAAAGUCAUCCAUCCAGGCCUACAGUCACAUCCACAACAUGAACUAGCCAAAAGACAAAUGAGAGGGACCAGUGGUAUGGUUACUUUCUUUAUCAAAGGAGGACUAGAGAAUUCUAAAGCUUUCCUUCAAAAUCUCAAGGUUUUCACCCUAGCUGAGAGUUUAGGAGGAUUUGAAAGUUUAGCUGAACUUCCGUCUAUAAUGACACAUGCCUCUGUACCAGAAUCAGAAAGAGCGGAGUUGGGAAUUUCAGACCAACUUAUACGUCUGUCUGUAGGAAUUGAAGAUGAAGAAGAUCUAUUAGAAGAUUUGAAACAAGCUCUUAAGGCAGCUUCAGUGGUAUAAACCUUUUCUUAACAACUUGGGGGAACAGAUCAGCAUUCCAUAGUAUACUUUUGUGGACUAUUUAUGUUUUAAUAUUGAUUUAUUAUCAUUACUGAUUUUUUGAAGUAUUAUCUUCCAGAAAAACAUUUAAUUAUAUUGGCAAUCAUGCAAGAUGGAAAAAGUUCUCUUUUGGUAAAAUAGUAUAUAGUGCUAAGUUUUGUUAUACUUUAGUCCCUAAUCUGUGCUAUACUGUUAUACUUUAUCAUUGUAUGGGUUGUGUCACUUUUUAAGAACAGAAAAUUAGAUGUUUGUUUCUGUUUGAAAUAUUCAUAUUUUUAGAAUUGUCUUUAGACCAAUGUUAUUUAAAUCUUAUGAGUAAGAGGAUCUGUAAAGGUUAUAUCAAAUGUGAUUGCAACCAAAUGACAAUCUUGAAAUGUAUGAACAAAAUCAAGAGUUUUGUUUGUAUUUUUUUUUUUUAUAAAACCUCAUUUUAGUGAAAUUAUUUUCACUAUUCUAAAUAAAUGCAAUCACAUUUGUACCUAAUUUUUUUUUGUAAGAAUCUCACACUUGUUAUAAGUGGUUUGUUUGCUGAUCUAUUUAGCAACUUGAGCAAUUGUUUAUCAAAGUAUGUAAUGAUUUCUACAAGUCUAAUUGCAUAAUUUACACUAAAAAGUGCUAGAAUUGUCUUAGUUAUUGUAUUUAAAAAAUGUUUUAUUCAAACAUAAAAUUUGUAUUUAAUCUGAUUAUUCUACACUGCCUAUUGUUCUAAGGGGCCACUCUUCUGUCAUUCUGAAAAGUGUAUACAUUUUGCUUUUUGUCUGAUAUUUCUGUAUAACGAAAUAUGUGGGUUGUGUUUUUCUUUGUAAAAAUGUUUAUUAUUCAAAAAUAAGUCUUGCAACUUCAGUAGAUACCAAACAAAUUGUUGCUUUGUAAUAUAUUUAUAUAUACUGUGUAUAUGUUUUAUAUAUACUGUGUAUAUAUGACUUUAUGUUAUUUGAUAACAACAAUAGCAAAGAUUCACAGGAUAAGUUUGACUAAUAAUUGCUACCAACUUGACAACAUUUCCUGAAAGAUAAGAUAUCUGCAAAUUAUUAAAAAAUUGAAUAUAAACAUUUGUAUGUUAGAGACCUUUUACACAGUGUAUUAAAAAUUAGCUUUGUAAACAAGUUUUGGGAAUACAAUUAAUGAAAUCAG